AGAGAGAGAGAGAGAGAGAGAGAGAGAGAGAGAGAGAGAGGUUUGUAAGGAAGAGGAAGGUUGAUGGCGUCGGUGGUACACAAUGCCCGACAGUUGUUGGCUAUGGCGCAAAUGCAGGGCAAUCGGAAUUCUCUGCAGCUGUCGGGAUCUGGGCAGGGAGUGCGGGGAGACACUAUGAUCCAGAUAGGCGGGUACACGUCAUCUGAAAGUGUUACGGUUUCGGCGAAGCGUGCAGGUUCUCAGUCUGCGGUUGGGUUGUCUCACCCCGAACUACGGACGCUGACCCUUUCAUUGUCAAGCCUGCGAUGGCCAUUCGCGCCGGCGAACUUGGGGCGCUUGCCGAUAUACUCCUUCCCAUCUCUUUCCCCGACCUUGGCAUCCAUGUCAUCCUCCCUUUUCAUGCCUGCUGCCGGGUUAUCAGGGCUGUCAGGAGGGCUUUGCGGUAAUAGGAUUGCUGCAGGAGAAGCAUCAGGAGCAGGAGCAGGAGCAGGAGGUGGAGGUGGAGGUGGAGCAGCAGGCAUAAGCCGGCGGAGAGCAGGAUUAGUAAGACGAGUCAUCGGCGGCGGCGGCGGCGGCGGAUCAGGUGGCGGAGGAGGAAGGGGAGGCGCAGCGGGGGGUAUACGGCGGGAAGCGGGAUUAGUACGACGAGUCAGCGGCGGCGGCGGCGGCAGCGGCGGCGGAGGAGGAGGCUUAAGUCAGGGAGCGGGAGUAGUACGACCUGUCAGCGCUGCUGGUGCCGAUGACGGCGGCGGUGGCAUAGGAGUAGGUGGAGCAGGAGGAGCAGGAGGAGGAGGAGGAGUGGUUUCCUUGAGCUAUAGCACUAAUAGUAGGGAUAAGGUUUUGGCGGCCAUUUUCUAUGGCUUGAUUUCCAUGUCCAUCACCUUAUUUAAUCGCGCUGUUUUCGCCGUGUAUCGUUUUAACUUCCCCUUGACCGUGAGCACGAUCCAAAUUCUUGUCUCGCUUUUUUUUAUUUUCUGUCUGCAAUCGUUAAACGUGAUUGAGAAGACCGAGAUCCGCGUAAGUACGAUGAAAAAGAUCUUCCCGCUCACUCUCUGCUGGUGGCUUUAUGUUGUCAGCGGCGUCACUGCUCUUCGCUAUCUUAAUGUGCCUAUGUAUAGUGUGUUGCGUCGAUCGACGACACUUGUCGUUAUGCUAGGCGAGUUGAUCAUGUUCGGGAAGAGACCAACUCGCGCCUCUGCCUUGUCGAUUGUCACUAUCACAGCUGGCGCUGCCAUCGCUGGCGUAACCGAUUUGACAUUCAAUCUGAAAGGGUACUUGUGUGUUCUGGUCUGCGUGAUUAGUACAGCCGCGUACCUUAUGAUGAUUAGGAUAUGUAAGGAUAAGGCUGGUCUAUCAGAUAUGGGAAUGUUGUGUUAUAACAAUUGCCUCUCGCUUCCAAUCAUGCUCUUGUGUUUGCACUUGUCGGGAGAGAAGGCGGGAGUUUUGGCGUUUGCAAGGCUCCUGGAGCCGAGAUUUUUGGCGUUUCUGUUGUUUUCGUCGUCGCAGGCGUUUCUGCUCAACCUUGCAAUAUUCCACUGCACAACAGUCAACUCGCCGCUGACGACAAGUGUGACAGGACAGGUGAAGGACAUAGCGACCACGGUUUUAGGGUUUUUCCUGUUCGGGGAUGUGAUUCCUGGGAAGAUGAAUACGCUAGGAGUGCUCAUCGGGCUCGUUCAGGCGAAGUUUCAGGCGAAGUUUCUGAUUCUGGCGAAGUUUCUGGCGUCUGACGAAGUUUCUGUCCUGACGAGGUUUCUGACGAAGUUUCUGGCGAAGUUUCUGACUCUGACGAAGUUUCUGACUCUGUCGAAGUUUCUGACUCUGGCGAAGUUUCUGACUCUGGCGAAGUUUCUGACGUCUGACGAAGUUUCUGACGAAGUUUCUGACGAAGUUUCUGGCGAAGUUUCUGGCGAAGUUUCUUACCUUCUUGCGAGCUAUAUCCGUCCGUGAUCCGAUUUGCCUCAAUUAACGCAGAUCCCAAAUCAAACGAAAUAAAAAAG
Molecule: messenger RNA, 2000 nt
Organism: Chara braunii
Lineage: Eukaryota; Viridiplantae; Streptophyta; Charophyceae; Charales; Characeae
Source: the annotation of a GenBank genome assembly